This is a messenger RNA of Blumeria graminis f. sp. triticale, 1686 nucleotides long. The record is from the annotation of a GenBank genome assembly. Lineage: Eukaryota; Fungi; Ascomycota; Leotiomycetes; Helotiales; Erysiphaceae.
AUGGCUGACAACCAGAGCGGCUCUCAACAAGCUCCUAAAAAGUCCCUCAAAAAAGCUACGAAAGCAAAGGAAAAAGCCGCUUCUGGAAAGAAAGGACCUCCUGUCACGGGCAGCACGAAGAAACAGGAUGAUAUUAUCGGUAUUACAGCUUCCAAAGCUGACAACUUCUCUGCUUGGUACCAGGAAGUUGUCCUGAAGGCUGAGAUGAUUGAAUACUAUACCGAAAUAUCUGGAUUUUUCAUCCUACGCCCAUCUUCCAUGUAUAUUUGGAAUACCAUACGAAAGUGGUUUCAGGAACGUAUCGAGAACAUGGGCGUCGAAGAGGCCAGUUUUCCAAUGUUCCUGUCUAAGAAAUCACUAGACAAAGAAAAGAGUCAUGUCGAAGGCUUUGCCCCUGAGUUGGCCUGGGUCACGAAAGCAGUCUCGACUAGUGGUGAUAAGGAGCUCGAGAACCCAGUUGCCGUUCGCCCAACGUCAGAAGCGGUUAUGUAUCCAUACUAUUCAAAGUGGAUUCGAUCACACCGAGAUCUUCCCCUUCGAUUGAACCAAUGGAAUGGCGUGGUACGAUGGGAGGCUAAACAAACAACUCCAUUUCUGCGAGCCAGAGAGUUUUUAUGGCAAGAAGGACACACAGCACACUUAACUGAAGAAUUGGCUUCAGAAGAAGUCUUGCAGAUACUGGAACUCUACGCCAAAAUAUACGAGGAAUUACUUGCCGUACCAGUUGUCCGAGGCCGAAAGACUGACAAGGAAAAGUUUGCUGGUAGCUACUUCACAACCACUGUAGAAGGCUACAUACCAUCAAAUGGUCGUGGUAUUCAAGGGGCUACUUCUCACUGCCUUGGUCAGAACUUCUCCAAAAUGUUUGACAUUACAGUUGAGGAUCCAUUUUCUCGGGAAGCCGGUGAUCAAAAACACAUACAUGUUUGGCAAAAUUCAUGGGGCUUGUCUACUAGGGUUAUCGGUGUCAUGAUUAUGAUUCAUGGUGAUGACAAGGGGCUUGUAUUACCUCCUAGAAUUGCUAGACUACAAGUAAUCAUAGUCCCCGUCGGAAUUAACAAGUCUACCACCGCAGAGGAUAAAUCGAAACAUUACGAUCAACUCCAAACUUUCAAGGAAUCUCUAAAAAAAGCAGGUGUUAGAGCUGACUAUGACAUUCGUGAUGGCUACACACCAGCAUGGAAAUUCAAUGACUGGGAACUAAAGGGUGUACCGCUUCGACUUGAAUACGGCCCGAAAGAUGCUAUAAAAUCAGUUGUAUCAUAUGCGCGCCGUGACACAGGUGAGAAAGCUACUUUGCCUAUAUCAGAAAUAAGCAAAGAGGUACCCUUGCUACUGGAGAAAAUCCAGUCAGACAUGUACACCAAAGCUGAAGCUGCUUUCUCAGCGCAUCGUAUGAAAAUAACAGAAUGGAGUGAAGUUAUUCCUGCCUUGGACACAAAAAAUGUCGUGCUCAUUCCACAUUGCCUGCAGUCAGGCUGCGAAGAUAAAAUCAAAGAGCUGACAACGGGCAAGCCAGAAGACGUCGAAGGAUCUGAAGAACAAAAAGUGCCAAGUAUGGGUAUGAAAAGCUUAUGCAUUCCAUUUGAUCAACCCGAAGGCCUGAUCGUCAAUGAGACAAAAUGCUUGAACCCUGUGUGCGAAGCAUCAGCUGCAAAGUGGUGUAUGUUCGGUCGAAGUUACUAA